This is a messenger RNA of Podarcis muralis (Common wall lizard), 1446 nucleotides long. Its product is annotated as inactive pancreatic lipase-related protein 1-like. Gene Ontology annotation, molecular function: protein binding; lipoprotein lipase activity. The record is from RefSeq and is a predicted model, not a curated record. Gene Ontology annotation, biological process: lipid catabolic process. NCBI's taxonomy places the organism in Eukaryota, Metazoa, Chordata, Lepidosauria, Squamata, Lacertidae.
AUGUUUGCCUUUUGGAGCUUGGCACUUGUACUGCUUGAUGCAACAGCAGGAAAAGAAGUCUGCUAUGACCGACUGGGCUGCUUUUCAGAUGAUAUACCAUGGGCUGGAACUGUACAACGACCAAUCGCAAAGUUACCUUGGUCCCCAACAAGAAUAAACACUCGCUUCCUUCUCUACACAAAGCAGAACCCUAAUAACUUCCAAGAAAUCACUGCAAUUAAUCCAGAAACGAUUGAUUAUUCAAACUUUAAUGCCAGCAAGAUAACCCGCUUCAUUACCCAUGGAUUUGUAGAUCAAGGCGAAGAAAACUGGCUGUCAGACAUGUGCAAGAGGAUGUUUCAAGUGGAAGAUGUGAACUGCAUCUGCAUAGACUGGAGUAGUGGUUCCAGGUGUCCAUACACCCAAGCAUCGAACAAUAUCCGUGUGGUGGGAGCUGAAGUGGCCUACUUUGUAAAUGUCCUUCAGUCAAAGUAUGGAUACUCUCCAUCCAUGGUUCAUUUCAUUGGCCACAGCCUUGGCGCACAUGCAGGUGGUGAGAUGGGAAGAAGAGUACCAGGAAUUGGAAGAAUAACUGGACUGGAUCCUGCUCAACCCUAUUUUCAAGGCACGCCAACUGAGGUCAGACUGGAUAAAAGUAACGCUGAUUUUGUUGACAUUAUUCAUACUGAUUCAGCCCCAACUAUUCCAUACAUGGGUUUUGGUAUAAGUCAAGCUAUAGGACACCUUGAUUUUUAUCCAAAUGGAGGAGAAUAUAUGCCGGGAUGUAAGAAGAAUCCUAUUUCACAAAUAGUUGACAUUGAUGGAAUCUGGGAAGGAACCCGUGACUUUGUGGCCUGUAACCACUUGCGAAGCUACAAGUAUUAUUCAGAUAGCAUUGUCUUCCCAGAUGGAUUUUUGGGUUACCCCUGUGCAGCAUACAACUUAUUUGAAACGGAUGGCUGCUUCCCAUGUCCAAAUGGUGGAUGCCCUAAAAUGGGUCACUAUGCAAUUGAAUCUAAAGGCAGAUUCACCUCUUCAUUUACAAAGCUUUAUCUGAACACUGGAGAUGCCAAGGAUUUUGCCCGUUGGAGGUACAAAAUAUCAGUCACUCUGUCUGGAAGAAGCAGUGUCCGUGGAUACAUAAAUAUUGCCCUAUAUGGAAGUGGAGGGAACACCAAGCAAUAUCAGAUUUUCAAGGGGAAACUCCAACCUGAUGAAACUUAUACCCACCUAAUUGAUGUACAACUUAAUGUUGGAUCAGUUACUAAGGUUAAAUUUCUGUGGAACAACAAUAUCAUAAAUCCAACCUUGCCCAAACUGGGAGCAGCAAAGAUUACAGUACAGGAUGGAGAAGAUGGGACAGUAUACAAUUUCUGUGGUAGUGACACAGUGAGAGAAGAUGUUCUGCAAACACUUACACCGUGCUGAAUAACAAGAAAAAAUAGCAAAAGCUUUUAUGCAAAUCUU